GAGUCGAUUAUUAGCCUGCUAGUCCAACUAACCCACUCUUUCUCGAUUGCGGCAUUUACAUUCAUUCAUUGGGUUGUUUGUUGGUUCCGUGAAUAGCAAAAAAAAGGUUAAAAACUUAGAAAAUGAAUGCCCCACCGACAUUCGAAUCGUUUUUAUUGUACGAGGGCGAAAAAAAGAUAAUCAAAGAAUUGGAUACGAAAGUUACCAAUGCCGCCAUAUUCACUGUCAACAAAGAAGAUCAUACUCUUGGAAAUUUGAUAAGGAACCAAUUGCUUAAGGAUCCUAAUGUAUUAUUUGCGGGCUACAAAGUGCCACAUCCCUUGGAGCAUAAAUUCGUUAUUCGCAUCCAAACUACGGCUGACUAUUCACCACAAGAAGCUUUUAUGAAUGCUAUUACAGAUCUCUUGGCUGAACUUUCUUUGUUCGAAGAAAGAUUUAAGGAUGCUAUUAAGGAAAAAAAGGAUGGUGGAGAUUAGUUCUACGGAUUAUAUUUUUUAAUAGUUUUUUUUUUUUUUAAUAAAAAGUAUACUUUAAGCAUA
Stomoxys calcitrans (stable fly) is the source of this 539-nucleotide messenger RNA. RefSeq names its product DNA-directed RNA polymerase II subunit RPB11 (gene Rpb11). Bases 123 to 476 code for a protein of 117 amino acids. NCBI's taxonomy places the organism in Eukaryota, Metazoa, Arthropoda, Insecta, Diptera, Muscidae. Gene Ontology annotation, biological process: transcription by RNA polymerase II. Gene Ontology annotation, cellular component: RNA polymerase II, core complex. The transcript has 4 exons. The record is from RefSeq and is a predicted model, not a curated record. Gene Ontology annotation, molecular function: DNA binding; protein dimerization activity.